Messenger RNA from Eremomyces bilateralis CBS 781.70, 1347 nucleotides. RefSeq lists its product as uncharacterized. The transcript is spliced from 5 exons. Gene Ontology annotation, biological process: regulation of DNA-templated transcription. Gene Ontology annotation, molecular function: zinc ion binding; DNA-binding transcription factor activity, RNA polymerase II-specific. The record is from RefSeq and is a predicted model, not a curated record. NCBI's taxonomy places the organism in Eukaryota, Fungi, Ascomycota, Dothideomycetes, Eremomycetales, Eremomycetaceae. The coding region runs from base 1 to 1347 and encodes 448 amino acids.
AUGCCUGGGGUUCCCUCCAGUCGAGCAUGCGAUGCAUGCCGCAAACAGAGGAAAAAUUGCGAUCAACAACGACCUGCGUGUUCGAGAUGUGCCCGCCUUCAGAUUGCCUGCGUUGGUGCUGGCAAACAGCGAUUCAAAUUUGCGGAGAAUCUAACCAUCGAGCAUCUGGAGAGCCGCCGCUCGAGCAGUAACCCCUCUCCACGCCGUUCCCUGGAGGCCGCUGCACAGCCUGCACUUGCUAUGCCAGCGGCACCGAGCAAUGAAUUGACCUUGGUGACCGCCGCCUUCCUCUCCACCCUUCAGGUGACAGACAUUCGCUUCGACCCGACUGUCUAUGGCGAAUUUCUUAAAGACAUCCCGAGACGGCUUGGGACAAAUGCCGCUCUCGAUGCUUCCGUACACACAUUUUCAGUGGCGUUCCCUCAAGUCUAUUCUCAUAAGAAGAGCCCGGAUGUGGUGGAGAGUUAUUCUCGAGCCUUAGCUGCGCUCAGAACGAGCUUGGACAGGCCUAGUGAGGCAAGCUCAAUAAAUACAUUAUGCGCAAUUUACUUGAUGAUAAUAUGUCAGGCCUGGAUGGGCGAUUUCAUUCUCACAGGACACGGAGAACUUUUGUCCCAGCUGCUGAGAACCGUAGCGAACCAAAAUUGGGAUGAUAAUUUCGACUACGAGGUACUGCUCACCUUGUGCGUUCCUGUGAUUGUCGAAAGCAUUGGCAACCCGAGAAUUCACGUGCAGCCUUGGCUUGACAAGCUGGUGGGCAAACGCGAGCAGGCCAUUCCAAUGAAGAGCAUGAGAUUAACCCAGCUCGCAAAGAUCCAGCAGUUCCUCAAUGAUCCGUACGCCCAUGAAGCAGACAUCAGACUCACUUAUCAGCAAUUAGGGUUCGACCUGCACAGGAUCCAGCAGGUAAUACUCCCUAAAAUAUCGAAAACAGACCAGACCGUAAAAAUGCGUUCUCGCUUUCAAGUUAUCUAUAGCAUUUUAUUGUCCUAUGCUACGAUCUUGAACACCAUACUCUGCCGGUGCUUCGAGCCUUACAACCCUAUCCUCACCACUGAAGGCCUGACUUUGGUUGACGGCAUCGUCCGCCUCGCAGAAGAUGCUACCCAAUACCGGCCUCUAGGAUCGAGUGGAAUGCCACUGAUGCUGAUGGCUGUAUGGCCGGCAGCGAAAGGGACCACCCAGCAGACCCGAGUUGAAGAGCUUAUGACCGAGUACAAGUCCGAUUUCCCUACGACGAGCUGGCAACAGGUUUCGCUGUGGUUGGAAAGUCGAAUGAACAACAAUUCGAAAACCAGGGCACUAAAAGAUAUGGGCCCUGUAGCAGAUGCGUGUUCGACCAUGUAG